This is a messenger RNA of Annulohypoxylon maeteangense, 1929 nucleotides long. RefSeq names its product MFS general substrate transporter. The coding region runs from base 103 to 1842 and encodes 579 amino acids. Gene Ontology annotation, molecular function: transmembrane transporter activity. Lineage: Eukaryota; Fungi; Ascomycota; Sordariomycetes; Xylariales; Hypoxylaceae. Gene Ontology annotation, biological process: transmembrane transport. The record is from RefSeq and is a predicted model, not a curated record. The transcript has 3 exons.
CACAACCUUCACGAGCCCAGACACACGAGCUAUCUAUCUACGUUUCUCUAAAUUCCUCCUUGACCCUUCAUUUCGACCUGCUCUUUGAUCUUAUCGACAACAAUGACGCCUAAGAACCAUGUACCGAAAUUGCCGGCCCAGCAAUUGGCCAUAUUGGCUGUCGCGAGAUUUGCCGAGCCUCUCUCUUACACGUCUGUCUUCCCAUACCUACCAGAGAUGAUCUCCAGUUUCGGUGUUGAAAGAAAGGAAGUCGCGAAAUGGGCUGGCAUCACAAGUUCUGUCUUUUCGCUUGCCCAGAGCUUGACCGCUAUAUUUUGGGGUAGGGCUUCUGAUAGAUUUGGAAGGAAACCAACUAUUAUGACCGGUCUCCUAUGUACGAUGAUCUGCUUUAUGGUGUGGGGUGUCUCGACGAGUUUACCGAUGGCCAUCGCCGUGCGUGCUAUGAUGGGAGCUGGUAACGGAAACGUUGGUAUUAUUCGAACGAUGGUUGCGGAGAUGGUAACAGAGAAAGAACUCCAGCCGAAGGCCUUCUCCGUCAUGCCACUAGUCUGGAGUGUCGGAUCUGUAUUCGGUCCAGCAUUCGGCGGUCUAUUCGCUAAACCCGCAGAGCAAUGGCCGGGAGUCUUUGGCAACAACACAUUUUUCAAGAAAUACCCGUUCGCCUUCCCUAACAUGAUAGGCUCCAUCUUCUUCCUGAUCUCUCUCUCGACGGCUAUGCUCUUCUUGAAGGAGACCCUUCAGAGCAAGCGUCACUCCCGCGACUGGGGUCUCGUCCUUGGUGAACGUAUCAAGGAAGCCUUCCGCGAGCACUCUCCCAGACGACGAGCCCAGCGUCUCCGCCGAUACUCCCUUCAAGACGAUGAGGUAACUGCACCACUACUUAGCGGAGCCGCCCCUUCGAAGACCGCGCGAGCCACCGUCGUCGAAACGCGAAUCGAAAAACCCAAGCCCCUCCCAAUUAGCGCAGUGUUCAGCCGCCAAACCACCACUAACCUCAUCUCAUACACCUUCCUCGCGCUCCACGCCGUCGCCUACGACCAAGUCCUCCCCGUUUUCCUCAACUACCCGCCCCAAGAGCACACCCCGGAAAACACCACCUUCCCCUUCCGCUUCAGCGGCGGCUUUGGACUCAACCACGCACACAUCGGCGCCAUCUUCGCCGCCGAAGGCGUACUAUCGGGAUUCGUUCAAUUCCUAGUCUUCCCGCUCCUCUGCAAGCGGUUCGGCGUUCUGCGCUGCUUCAAGGCAUGCGUCGUCGUCUUCCCGGUCGUGUACGUCCUCACGCCCUUCGUUGUGCUCAUCGAGCCCGCGAUGCUGCGGUACGCCGCGCUAGGUCUGAUUCUCAUGAUCAAGACCUUCGCCGUCAUCGUCGGGUUCCCGUGUACCACGAUAUUACUAACGAAUAGCGCGCCGAGCUUGAGUAUUCUGGGCACCCUGAACGGCUUCGCGACCACGUUUAGUGCGCUGGGACGAGCUACCGGACCUGCGCUUACGGGGUCGGUGUUCACGUGGGGUGUUAAACAUGAUGUUAUCGGUAUGCCGUGGUGGCUGUUGGCGUGUAUUGCGACGUUAGGUGCUGUGCCCGCAUAUAUGGUUGUCGAGGGAGACGGGCCGAGUGGGGCUGUUACGCCUGUUGAUAGUGAUGACGAAGAUGAAGAGGGAGAGGUUGAUGAUGAGAUUGCGGAAGAUUACGAGGAUGAUGGGUUUGAGAGCAGUCAGACUAGCACGAUUGUUGUGUUGGAGCAGUCGCAGGGGCAAGAAUCACCAUCUUCGGAGGGUUCGAGGAAUAGUAAUGGCUAUGGGGCUGUAGAGACCAGGAGAAGCCCGGCUACAGUUAACUGAGUGUGGGGGCUAUGGUGGUCGUCUUAAUACUAGUAACUACCUAAUGUUCUCACGAUGAGAUCAUUGAGGGGACGGCUAGGCGAUGGU